AUGUUGGAAAAAAUUUAUUACAAAGUCAUGACACCUAAAAAUGUUGAACAAACUGCUCUAGAAUUCGAGGAAAAUCUAAAAAAGAAUAUAAAAUAUGUUAAAUUAAAAAACGUGGAGAGGGGAAAAAAAACAAGAGAAAAGCCCAGUGAUGUUCACCUGGCUUUCUGUCCAGUAGUUUCUCGCACUGGAACUGACAUUGAUGCGACACUCAAGAAAAUUAAAGACGAUACACCGACCAUUUUAGUGGUGCUUCAUCACACAUUUGACACUGAGGUUGUUGUGUCAAAUAGCAGUACAUUUGUGGCAAGGGAGAAUAUGCUUGUUGUUGACUGUCUGUUCUACGAGGGUAAAGGAUUGCUUGCCUGUAAAAAAAAUAAGGAGGCUUAUAAAGAAGCUGCAAAGUGGCUAAAAAACCGAAAGGAAGCUGUUGGCAAUUCAAGCCGCAAGCAGGACACAUCCUCCCCAGAUGUCCGGUCUAGUAGAAAUGAUCAUAAUAGAGAUGAACGCAAAAAACUUGAUGCCUCCAAGAAAAAAACGAAAACUUGUGUUAUUCUCUGA
Molecule: messenger RNA, 558 nt
Organism: Danio rerio (zebrafish)
Lineage: Eukaryota; Metazoa; Chordata; Actinopteri; Cypriniformes; Danionidae
Source: RefSeq, marked predicted